Talaromyces proteolyticus is the source of this 792-nucleotide messenger RNA. RefSeq lists its product as uncharacterized. The coding region runs from base 1 to 792 and encodes 263 amino acids. NCBI's taxonomy places the organism in Eukaryota, Fungi, Ascomycota, Eurotiomycetes, Eurotiales, Trichocomaceae. The transcript is spliced from 4 exons. The record is from RefSeq and is a predicted model, not a curated record.
AUGAAGCGCAACACUCUCCUACUUGCUGCUUUCCUCUCCUCCACUGCCAGAGCGGGCACAACGUUGUGGAGUGGAAUUUUCAACUCUACGUUUACAGUAUCGGACUUUGAUUUGUGGUCAUGGUCAAAUCAAAUACAACCAUAUCAAUGGUACAUCCAUGGUACAGGUAACACUUCCGAGUACCUGGGUUUGUCUGCGGACUUUAAGAAUCCAAAUGAUACCAGUGAUACUCAGGGAAUCCGGAUUACCAUUGAUGGUACAUCUUUUUGGGAAGGUCAGACCAUGGAGCGCACUGAAAUUAUUCCUCAGACAUCCAAAAACCUAGGAUCAGGCCACCUUUAUUACCAUUUCUCGCUCAUGACCAAGAGUACAAAUCCGCCAAACCCGAAUUUCGAGCAUCAGAUUGCUUUCUUUGAGAGCCACUUCACCGAAAUCAAAUACGGCACCAUUAGCGGUUCCACUGGCGCCGACAACACACUGCGGUGGGAUGUUUCACAAGUAACAAAAUGGUCCACACAGCUUGUGGCAGGAAACUGGUAUAACUUUGCGUAUGAUAUUGAUUUCGACGCGCAAACAGUCGGACUCUGGGCAAGCAAUGGCUCAGCACCGUUGACUGAAGUCGUCACGCCGAUCUCUGCCAGCACCUCUACCAACUCAGCGGACUGGCAUAUCGGAGAGCUUAGGUUACCGAAUGGAGGAUCGGAUGCUGAUGCUGAGGAUUGGUAUUGGUCUGGAAUUUGGAUUGAGGAGGCACCUAUCACGACGAGCGUUGCGGGACCAGGGGAUGCUUGA